AUGUCCACCCAUCCGAUCAAUCAAAAACCGGUAAACGAAAAGGAAGAGAAUGUUUUUCUCUUUACCCCAAACUUGAUAGGUUACACCCGAAUCGUUUUCGCCAUUGCCUCCCUUUAUUACAUGCCCUAUCACCCACGAACCUGUUCACUCCUAUACAGCAUUUCAUGCCUCCUAGACGCCUUAGAUGGAGCAGCUGCCCGACGCCUCGGACAGUCAACACGCUUCGGCGCCAUCCUGGACAUGAUCACCGACCGAUGCACAACAACCUGUCUGCUGGUCUUUCUCGCAUCUGCGUUCCCCAGAUGGAGUAUCGUCUUUCAGGCACUGAUUAGUCUGGACUAUUCAAGCCACUACAUCCAUAUGUAUGCCACCCUGGCAAUGGGCGGACAGACCCAGAGUCACAAGGAUAUCGAUGAGAGUCGGCCCUGGGUUAUGAGAAUAUAUUACUCUAAUCAGAACGUUCUGUUUACUGUAUGCACGAUGACCGAGGCGUUUUUCAUCGCGCUGUAUCUUCUUUCGUUCUCUUCGCCGUUGCUGAUGCCUCAAGGAACUGACGAAACAGCAUCCCAGAUUUGGGGAUUGCCUUGGAGUGCUGGAGCUAUGGAAAUGGCUCGGGCCAAUAAAAUCGACAGUUUCAUGCCGUGGUUGUUGCUUACCCUCUCGUUGCCGUUCAUGCUGUUCAAGCAGUAUGUGAAUGUGAUACAACUAGUAGAAGCGAGUAGGUGGCUGGCAUGGGGUGAUGCUGAGAUGAGGAGGAAAGCACGCUUGCUUCGAGCGAAAACUGAAUGA
Molecule: messenger RNA, 789 nt
Organism: Aspergillus lentulus
Lineage: Eukaryota; Fungi; Ascomycota; Eurotiomycetes; Eurotiales; Aspergillaceae
Product: CDP-alcohol phosphatidyltransferase family protein
Biological process (GO): phosphatidylinositol biosynthetic process
Cellular component (GO): membrane; Golgi apparatus
Molecular function (GO): CDP-diacylglycerol-inositol 3-phosphatidyltransferase activity
Source: RefSeq, a predicted model, not a curated record